Messenger RNA from Protopolystoma xenopodis, 273 nucleotides. NCBI's taxonomy places the organism in Eukaryota, Metazoa, Platyhelminthes, Monogenea, Polystomatidea, Polystomatidae. The record is from the annotation of a GenBank genome assembly.
AUGGAGUCAGACCUAUUGACGAGCAGUCUAGAUCACUUAUCCCUUAGCAGACCAGAUUUCCAGGAUCAUGGCAGUUAUGACAACGCAUCUACAUGUCCAGUUUUAGAGGCUCAUGAUCGCGGCAGCAACAGUCCUGGGGAUCCCAUUGCAACAACCAGCAAAGUACUCCAACAAGUGCAUGUCUUAGGAUGUCGACGUCCAGUCCCGUAUUUCAUUUUGACUCGCGAUUCGUCGAUUUCUCUUGCUCUUUCUUCGUCCUGGGGACUUGGCUUC